Molecule: messenger RNA, 7274 nt
Organism: Caenorhabditis auriculariae
Lineage: Eukaryota; Metazoa; Nematoda; Chromadorea; Rhabditida; Rhabditidae
Source: the annotation of a GenBank genome assembly
AUGGUGGCGCCGCUGCUUGUGCUGCUGCUGGCCUGCUUCGCCGGCCCGGUAGAAGCCGGCUGGAGGUCCAGUCUGAGACGGCCAGCCAAUCAGAAGACGUCUUGGAUCGCGAAUCCCCCGGACUGCCCUCCAGAUGGCGUCUGCAACACCGAUGUUUGCAAUAUCGGCAAAAACUGGACGCAAGAACGUUCGUCUUUUUUUUUAUUAUUUAUUGAGGGGUAGAGUGCGAAAACCUAGUUUCAAGGAAGAAUGAAGCUGACCGAAUCUUCCAGUUUUUAUAAUAAUUGCGAAACAGUAUUUGCUCCUAUUAUAGAGUUUUGCGAAAAUUAUCAUCAGUACGCAAGCGAAAAGAUAAAUAAUUAAAAAAAAGAGAUCUUUGAAAAUAAUUUAUAGAGGUUAAUCGGUGGCAUUUUCAGGUAUCCAUUCUUUUUUUGUUUGUUUUUUGUAGAGGCAAAUUAUCGACUUUUGAUGUUCUUGGUAAAGCUUCCAAAUUCUGAGACACCAAGUAUAACACCUUGUUUCUUAUCUCUACCAGGAACUCGACGGAAAAAAAAACCUCUAAAGUUCCAUUUUGAUAUAUUGACACCCUUUCUCGCUUAUCACUUGUGGUUAUGAAGAUUAUUUUUGAUCCGUUUUUUUUUGUAAUGCUCCCCAAAGAAUCUAUGAAAUGAAUGUUCGAUUCAGUUUUCUAUUGAUGAAUCAACCAAAAGGAUGCAAAACUAAGUGCCUAAUAGUUUUUAUUAUUAAUUUCUAAAAGCAAUUUCCAUUCAAAAAAUUGUUUUCAGAAGUCUGCUGCUUCGUCAACUGCAACGACGACGCUUGCGAAGGCGGGGGCUAUUUUCUAUGGUCACAGUACGUCGAAUGCGCCGGGAGCACGGCUAUCAAGGCAAGUCAAACUACUGAUGAAAUUUUUUCGAAAAAAUCGACUUUUCCAGGUUAAACAUUGCUUCCUAGCUGUAAUGACCCUAUCUUUGGCAAACUAGAAUUCCAAAUUUGUAGAUUCCAAGUCUUUUUUAAACCAUUUUGGUCCAAUCAGCUUUUCUCAAAGACUGUAAAAAUUGAAACCAACCUUUUUAGCCAUUUGAAAGCCUACAAAAGGGCUUUUUAAUUUUGCUCAUUCAUAGAUUAUUAUUAAAUUCCUGAAUUCAUCAAAAUGAUUUAAAGAACAUCCCGAAAAAAAUCAAAUUAUUCCUAAUUCCUGACGACUAUUCUAAAUAUCCUGGAAUUAUUUUGAAGACGGAAUAAAAUCAAUUUCCCUUUUUCAAUUUUUUGAAGCUCUGAUCCGAGGAUAAACCUAAUUUUCAGGUGGUUCUGAUCGUUGUGGCGGUGAUCUACAUGUUGGUAUUGUUCGUCAUGGUCAGUUCGGCUGCCGACGACUUCUUUUCCCCCUCCGUUUCCGCCAUCGUCGCUCAUCUCAAGAUCAGCGAAAGCGUUGCGGUACUGUUACUUGUUUAUUAAUCGUUAUCCUCAAAUUAUGACCCCUUCUUUGACAGCCCAAAAAGAAAUCCAACAAGGAAGUUCAUUUUACUCUGGGGUACAGAAAUUCCUAAAAAAAUUGGUCAGAUUAUUCCUUAGUGAACGAAAUGAAGAUUCUGAGAUUCUCAACCGGCACAACUUUUUAGUUUCCGAGAACUCAGGGCUCAAAGCCAGAAAUAGCCAGUUCUUCCUACACUACUAGUUAGAAUUUUCAGCAAGAUAUAUAUUUUUAAUUUCGUUAGACUCCACUUAUUUCUUCUGAAAAUUUCCCUUCUAUCCAAUCUUUUUUCAGGGAGUGACAUUCAUGGCGUUCGGAAACGGGGCGCCAGACGUUUUCGGUUCGAUCGCCUCAGUUUUGAGUAGCCCCACUCCUAAGGCAGGCUUGGCGCUGGGAGAGCUUUUUGGUAUCCCUUUUAGAGGAGAAAAUAAUUCCGAAAAUUGUUCAGGAGGCGGUCUUUUUGUGACAACCAUGGUUACCUCAACCAUAAUUCUCACCAAACCCUUCAAAGUCGAGGUUUUUUGAUUUUUUCCUCAUUUUUAAACACGAGUUUUUUUUUUAAAGAAUCCAUUCACUGUUAAAAAAUGUUGAUAAAGUUUCCAGGUUUUCUCGACAGUGCGAGACCUCGUUUUCUACCUUUUCACCAUCGCUUUUCUUCUUUUCUGUUUCAUGUUUUCAAGUCAAGUCUACCUUUGGAUGCCUCUGAGUGAUUUUUGAGCAAAUCUCGUUUGAAAAACUAAAAUUUACAGGUAUGCUUGGAAUCUAUGCGGUAUAUGUCGUCACUGUAGUUGUUGCUCAAGCUGUUCAUCAGAAAAGAAAGGUAAAACGAUUUAAACAUAACUUUUUUCUGAAAACCAUCAUUUUACAGAAGAGAAAACGGGCUGAAACUGGCAAAAGUCUAAGAAGCAGGGCCGUCACUGUGAUUCCUAAUAGUAGUUGGUUUUUUUUUUCAAAUGUUUGUGUUUUCUUCUUUAAAAAUAUAUUUCUAACUAUUUUUAAUUAUGAUUGAACAAGCCUCAAUAAUCAGGAUUGAAACGUGAAUUUAUGAUAUGAACUCUACGCCAGUUCAACUCAAAACGAUGUAGGAUCUGAAACUAAUUUUUGCUGGAUUAGAAGUCGGCUAAAAAAAUUUCUAACCGCAUCGCGAGCCUUUGACCUUUUUAAGAGCAACCAGAGCGUUAUGAUUCGUGAGCAGCGUAAUUUACCUGAAUGAAAAAUUUUUAUUAACUUGAAAAAACUUCAACAAGACAUAAGAGAAUUAAAAAAACAAGAAUGUCUUGAAAAGCGAAAUUAAAUUGUAUUUUUUUCAACUCAUUUUUUUCUUUGCUAUAUCGUAGCCCAUUAAAGGGUUUUGCAUUAUCGAUGGUACGACAAAAUCUCAAGUCCGCAAAUCUCGAGGACCGUAAUCUUGUGUACGCAGAUCUAAAGUCCCAUAAUCUUGGAAACCAAAAUCUUGGAGACCAAAAUCUUGGAAACCACAAUCUUGAAAAGUAAAAAUCAACGCUUUUGCGAAUAGAUUUUAUCAGAAAUUGUAUUUGGUGAUCCAAACAAGAGAAUAUAAGUAGAUAAAGUGCAAUAAAGAAGACUAAAAAGGGAAGAUUUUUUUGCUUUUCCAAGAUUGUGGUUUCCAAGAUUUUGGUCUCCAAGAUUUUGGUUUCCAAGAUUAUGGGACUUUAGAUCUGCGUACACAAGAUUACGGUCCUCGAGAUUUGCGGACUUGAGAUUUUGUCGUACCAUCGCAUUAUCAUGAUAGCGCGCGUUUGGAUGAAAAAUUUCACCACGCCUCCUUUUUCGGUACGCUUUGGAAAACGUAAACAUUUUUGUAAAUUUUUGAAUUGCUUUGACUUCUCACAGGGACCAUUAUUCUCAGUAAUAGUAAUAUCUUAGAAAAUCCUCAAGUCAAUGCACCAGAAGAAAAAUAAUAGACUCCCUCUUUGAAUAGAUUCUGUGUUUUUUCUUUUUCUGAAAUAAAUAGAUGGAUUCUUGUCCCAUAGAUAUUCAGGGAAAGAAGGGUUUCAUGCUUGUAUUUCGCAAAUAUAUAAUACUUUGCAGUGUAAUAAAACAGUAUAAUCAGUUUUUCUAAUCUUCCCAUUUUCAGCUGGCGUUCCUGAAAUCCAAAUCAUUUCCGAGGCCGUCGGCAAAAUACAAGGUUUUCAUUUGAAGCAAUGAUUUUUUAUCAAUAAAUUGUUUAGGACAUGUUCCUGAACUUGGAGCCAAUGAGAACUACAUGAAAAGGGCUUCGGUGACUUUUUCGAUGAAAAAUGGAAUCGCCCCGUUCCUUGGGCCUGUUCUUCAUCCUCUUCCUGUGGUCACCCCAGGUACAAGAUAGAAAUUCAAAACUACAUUUCCGUUUGAAAAAGAAAAACUUUAUUUAUAAACUGAGACUUUGAAAAUUUCAGGAGGAGAAGACGACGAAGCAGAAGACGAAGAAUUCGUCGUUGUUCAUCACCAAGUCUUCACCGGCGCCGAAGCCAGAAGCCGUGCAGCCAGCGUCGGUUCGUUGGAGCACAGUCUCCACUCGAAAAUAGCCUCGUUUAGCCCCGGAGCCGAGACAAGUCCACACUUGGAAGCAGCUGCUGGCCGAUGUGGCCGAUCAUCUGAAUCCCAUGCCAGAUCCCGAAGAGUUCCGAGAAGCGAAUAUCGUUUUCAAGGCGCUUUCAGUUGUCAAGGUAAUACUUAAAAUUUAACUUUUGAGAAUCAGACUGGACUUGCAAUCAAUUUCGGAUCAUUUUAUAAGUUUUUUUUUAUUUUGUUCUGUUAAGGUUUUCACUCAAAAUUGCAUAUUUAUCAUAAUUUCAAUUUGUUUUUUCAUAAUUAGUAUAACUACAAGUAACAAUUCCCAUCAUUUCAAGAAAAGCGGAAAGCUUUGGAAAAGAGGAAAAUCGAUCUUCAGUUCAAAAAAUGACGUCGACGGCUGUUUCGUCUAAUUUUGCAUCAUUUUUUUUUCUCGAUACCAAUAUUUUUGAACUACAGGCUUUCAAAAACCACAUAGCUACAUAAAAAAAACGUGCGAAUUUGUGGAAAUUCGGGUUGUUUGAAAGUGGAAAAUAACUGCGGUUUUGUGCCGACGGAUCACAAAUUUCAGUUGGUUCUGGUAAAAAAUUCAAAUUUUUCUCAAAUCAAAUUUCUGUACAUGCUUGAUUUUUAUCAGAACUGGAAACUGACUAAUUUAUUUAUUUUUUUAGAUAAUUCCGACGAUAUUAUUCAAGCUGACGAUCCCUUUGAACGAAACAAGCUGGUCCAAGGCGAUGGCCAUGAUUUUAUGCGCCACUUGUCCACAAUUCCUACUUUUCGCUGUUCAAAGUUAGUUUUACUUUUCAAAUUCCCUCUAUCCUCUGGCUUUAAAAGUGAUAGACUCUGAAAAACCCGACAAAUAAUCUUUCAAAGGUUGUGAAAGAAGAAAAUCAUAAAUAAUGGUUUCAAUAUUACGAAAAAACGUUUCAUGUUUCACUGUAAUUGUUUUGAAACUCUUAUUCAACCCUCCAUCUAUUUUAAUUCGCCGAAAAUAUCAAAUUCGACUGUGUAAUAGUGCUUUAAAGUUGGCUUGGAGCCAAACAGUCCGCAGUCAUGCUGUGCAAUGCGAUAGAGCGUAGGCCGCCACGAGUCGGGCGCAGUUUUAUCGACGGUGUGACACAUUCGCAGCGCGCGCAGGCCGUGAUGAGAUUUUUCCAACGCUUGAAAUGAGAACAUUUGAUUACCAUCGAUAAUCUGAGCCAAUGAUAUAUUGAAAAAAGUUUGAUUAAAGGUUCAAGGCAUUCCGUUAUUCAGAAAUGAGAGAGCUCGAAAAUGUCAGAAAAUUGUCCUUACAAAAGUUUUUCAACUCACGAUAAAUCAAAAGUCGAAUUUCCAAAGUAUCUGAAAACUUGAAGCAAUCAAGUGAACUAGACUCUUGUUACCAAACACGUGUUAGAGAAACAUCAUCUGGGAAGCAACCCCGAAUAUUUUCUUAUCAAAAGGAGGACAGAUUUUUAUCGCAAACAGCAGAAGAAAAUUUAUCGCUUACUGCAUAAAUCUUGAUCGGGUGAUUCAUCAUUAGUUUGAACUGUUUGGGGAAGAUUAAUUAGAGGGAUUCUCAUUUGUUAGCGUUUCAUUUUUCACGGCCUUUUUGUAAGAGAUUCAGAGAGAAAAACCUUGAAAAGGCAUUCAAAAACUAUUGAAUCGAUUCCAGUGAUCAACUUGAAGCCUUUCGACGGCAGUCCAGGCCUUUGGGCCUACGCCCUCGGUCUUUCCGUCAUUCUCAUCACUCUCGUCUCAAUUUUCACCACCCUGGGAAAGGAACCGAAGUUUUACAAGGUAGGAUAUCAAGAACAAUCGUAAUUUUCAUACAUUUAUUUUUGAAGGAAGUAUAUUCGUAUGCCGGAUUUUUGAUGGCAAUCGCAUGGAUCUACCUCAUUUCGUCGGAAGUCGUCAACGUCGUCACCAUGUUGGGAGUCGUUUCGAAGAUUUCUCACGAGGUACUGGUUUCAGGGAGAACCUUGUAGUGUUUAAAACUAGCAACUUGGAAAAAUUCACCGAAAAAAAUGAUCUGGUUAUCUUGUAACUCUUGUAACAGGCUUUUAUAGCUGAUCCAAGGCUGAGCCAUCGAGAAAAGAGUCCUGACACGAUAACAGAAGAGACAGGGCCUGGAUGGUAGAGAGCGCCGUCAGGCCACGCCCCUCAGCCUCUCAAGCUAGCCAUGUGUCUUCGAAAUAAAGGACCCUAAGUGUCUUUAAAAUUAAUGCCCCUAACUUGAGAAUGGAUUCUGGACCGAAAAAUCCAAGCCUCAUUUCUAACCGGGCAGUGUAAUAAUUUGGAGUUCCCUUUUAUUCGUUUCAUUUUUCGGUUUCCAGGUCCUUGGCCUGACGAUUUUGGCCUGGUCCAACAGUAUCGGCGACCUGAUUGCUGACGUCUCCGUUGUGAAACAGGGAUAUCCAAGGAUGGCGAUGGCGGCUGCCAUUGGAGGACCUCUUUUUAGUGAGUCAUUCUUUCAAAUUUAGAUAUUUCAAAAACCACAGGUUUCUUUUCGAUUUUAUUGAUUUUCUAUUUCCUUUUUGUGUAUUCGUAGUAGUGCUGCAAAUGGCAAUCGAUAGAAAGUUAUAGGUUUUUUUUAAAAAUGCAUAAAUAUUUGACCGGACUUUUCAGCUCAAGUUUUUAAGCUUCAGUUUCCGAACAUCUUGAUUCUCAUCAGAGAGCUACGAAUAAUAAUAAUUAAAUUCCAAUUAACUCAAAGCGUUCAGACAGGUAAAAUAAACAUUUUAGAUCUUCUAAUGGGAUUCGGGUUACCUUUCACGAUUGCAAGGGCUCGUGGAAAAUAUAUCCCGGUUGGUUUUCCCUUCAAAUUCAAUCCUGUAACCAAUUUUUCAGUUAAAUAUCAACCCGAUCUACCGACUUCUCAUGUUAUUCCUCACCAUAUCACUUGGCACUACCUUAUUAGGUCAGUUCCAAAGUUUUUUUUUGAUCAAGCCAUGAUUUUUGAAGAUCAAAAAUCAUGUAGGAAGUACCAAACUGAAUCUUCGACGUUUUUUUAAGUUUGAAACGGUGAAAUUUACAUAUUUUACAUAUCUUAUUCAAAAUAGAGCUGUAGAAAUCGCUUAGAAAUACGAAAAAAAGGCUUCUUCCUGCAAUUUUGAAUAACUCACAAAUACAGCUUAUCCCACUUUUCUCCAAACUUAAGCUUAUCCACUGACUGUUUCCGAGUUCAGGAGUCUUCAUACAGCGGUACUACCUCAGAAGGCCUCACGCCGUCGUUCUCAUGUCCGUUUACGCAACUUUCCUCGUUUUUGUAGCUCUUUCUGAGACCAAUGUUCUUGUUUGGAACUGA